AUGAAACACUACCUGAUCAAGACUGAUGAAGUAGCGAAGAGCUCCAUACGUCAGCUUGUUGAUUAUGCUUCAGCUUCCACCUUGGCCACUGCUGUUGCGUGUACUGCGACUAAUUUUCUUCAAGUUAUUAAAACUAGGACGCAAGUUGCGGCAUCUUCUGAAGUUGGCAGAAUUCGACCGGACGACAAAGAAAGUGUUAUAAAAGUAGCGAGAAACCUAAUUAAAGAAGUUGGUUUGCUACGAGCCUCUGUUAAGGGGUUACAUAUGAACUUACUACAUGCCAUGCCUGCCUCAGUACUUGGCAUGGUUAUAAUAGAGGCCAUAGAGCCUGAGAACGCAUCAAAUGAGCAGGUGCUUUGA
Sugiyamaella lignohabitans is the source of this 360-nucleotide messenger RNA. RefSeq names its product mitochondrial iron ion transporter (predicted). The transcript has a single exon. The coding region runs from base 1 to 360 and encodes 119 amino acids. The record is from RefSeq and is a predicted model, not a curated record. NCBI's taxonomy places the organism in Eukaryota, Fungi, Ascomycota, Dipodascomycetes, Dipodascales, Trichomonascaceae.